GACGCAGUGUUGAGUAGAUGUGUCACCCGAAUUUAAAUAACAAAUACUUGUCCAAGUGUUAACAAACAUAUUAAAAAAUAGUACUAAAAGUUUGGUAUAGUUAACUUUGUAACAAUUCAAUAAGUGAGUGAUUAAAAGUUACUUGAUAAAACAAUUCUGUGUACGGAAAGUACAUAAAUGAUUCGUGAGUACUGCAACAUUCUUACAAGACUACCUACAAUAAAUUGAAUUAUAUUUAUUUGUCACAUCUUACUUAGAAUGUGACGAUGUUUACAAAACCAAGUCUACUAAUGAUUGGCAUUGCAGUGAUAAUUUAAACGUAAAAAUAAAAAAGCUAAUAGAUAAAAAACUUGUGUAACUGUAUUGAAUGUGAAAUAUUGUCUGGCAAAUUAUAUACUGGUUAUUGUUGUACAUAGAUACAACAUAACAAUAUUUAUAUUUAAUUUUCCUCUUUAUUCAAUAAAAUAAAAUGCCCUUGAAAAGAACUCCACCGAAAACGGCAACCGGUGCUGCAUUAGACGUCCACCCACUUCAGACACAACAUAGUCAAUCAGACCCAGACUUAUGUUCUACCUUUAGUACCAACGUCAUACCAUCUAAACCGACACUGAGAACGAAAAGGAAGAGAGACAGAUCGACAGAUCAAGCCGAUUUUGAUGAUUUUAAAAAUACAAUAAUGGCUGUGCUUAAAGAUUUACAAACUACUAUAAGUGAAAUUAAAGAGCAGAAUGUCAAACUCCAGGAGUCUGUGGAUUUUACGGCCCAGAAAUAUGACGAAAUUCUAACGAAAAUGAAACAGAUAGAAGAAGAUAGAAAAGCGGAUAAAAUGUUUAUACGGUCGCUAGAAGAAAAAAUAGAUAAGUUAGAACAGCAAAAUCGUUCUUCUAGUAUUGAAAUCCGGAAUAUCCCGAAGAAAACUGGAGAAACUAAACAAGAUCUAAUGGACUGCCUACAUGACGUUUGUAAAAUUAUAAAUCUACCGACCCAGGAUAUAGUUGUCAAAGACAUAUUUAGAGUGAAUAAGAAAUCGAAUAACUCGACAGUUAUUGUAGACCUGAAUACAGUUAAACAAAAAGAGACUGUUUUAAAACUUGCGAAGAAAUUUAACAAGGGAAAUAGUAAUAAUAAACUUAACUCCGAGCAAUUAAAGAUACAGGGCCCUAAGGUACCCAUUUAUAUUUCAGAAAAUCUAUCGCCUAAAACCAAACGACUUUACUUUCUAGCAAGAGAUUAUGCUGCCCAAGAAAAAUAUAAGUUCUGUUGGACAUCCCAUGGAAAGGUAUAUUUAAGAAAGGAAGAAGGAUCACUACUUAAGCGAAUUGAUUCAGAGGAAGACCUAACUAAACUUAAAUUACAGAAGUGA
Papilio xuthus (Asian swallowtail) is the source of this 1363-nucleotide messenger RNA. RefSeq lists its product as uncharacterized. The record is from RefSeq and is a predicted model, not a curated record. NCBI's taxonomy places the organism in Eukaryota, Metazoa, Arthropoda, Insecta, Lepidoptera, Papilionidae. The coding region runs from base 470 to 1363 and encodes 297 amino acids. The transcript has a single exon.